AUGAAUGUUCGGCAGCCCACCCUGCAUAUUCCACCUGCCCACCCUGGUGUGCAGAUGACGUCUCUGCCUUUCUACGAUGUGCUGAAUGUCCUCCUCAGGCCUUCCCCUCUGCUGGCACACACUGUACAGGGAGGCGUACGAAAAAACUACUUUGGCUUUGCGUUGACGCCACAGCAAGUUCAAGAAGUGUGCCUAUCCAAGGGUUUUCUACCAGGCGGUGGAAGUGACUACAUGGUUCAGAUUCAGCUAAGAGUUUGCCUCUCGGAGACAAGUUGCCCUCAAGAGGACAAUUUCCCACAUAGUAUGUGUAUAAAAGUCAACAGAAAACCCUUGCGUUGGCCAGGUUCUGUACCACGGCAAAGACAUGGAGCGGAACAGAAGAGACCCCGAAAACCUCUUAACAUUACCUCAUUGGUCCGACUGUCAUCUGAUGUAUCCAAUCACAUUACAGUUGAAUUGGUGCAUGAGGUCGGAAAACUCUAUUCCAUGUCAGUGUACCUGGUGAGGCAGUUGACACCACCGCUACUCAUUCAGAAACUGAGGAUGAAGGGAAUCCAGAACCCCAACCAUUCCAGAAGGCUAAUUAAAGAGAUAUUUACAGCAGGCCCGGGCAGUGAAAUUGUUACAACGAGCAUUGGAGUCUCACUCAUGUGUCCGCUGGGGAAGAUGCGUCUGACGGUGCCAUGCCGGGCAGUAACCUGCUCUCAUCUGCAGUGUUUUGAUGCAGCCCUUUACCUGCGGAUGAAUGAAAAGAAACCCACCUGGAUAUGCCCCGUGUGUGACAAAAAAGCUGCAUAUGAGAGUCUAAUCAUCGAUGGUUUAUUCAUGGAGAUCCUAAAUGACUGCUCAGAUGUGGACGAAGUCAAGUUUCAAGAAGACGGGACGUUGUGUCCCGUGAGACCAAAGAAAGAGGCUGUCAAGGUGCCCUCUCGGUCCAUUCCAAAACUUGAGACUUCUGCCCCUGUGCGUCAGUGUGCAGGUGUCCCCCAUACCCCUGAGCCCAAUGUCACCAAGGAGGCUGAUGUCAUUGAUCUGACGCUGGAAAGCUCAUCCUCAGAUGAUGAGGAAGACAUGAAUCCCCCAGAUUAUCUCCAGCAGUACUGUGUGUAUCUGAUGAAAAAACAGAUCCUGCCUCUUGCCCCGGUGGAAUUCCCCUCGGGCAUCGAGAACGGCCUCUCCGAUUCCUGCGGGGUCCUGCAUGCUUAG
This is a messenger RNA of Lampris incognitus (smalleye Pacific opah), 1206 nucleotides long. RefSeq names its product E3 SUMO-protein ligase PIAS2-like. Gene Ontology annotation, molecular function: transcription coregulator activity; zinc ion binding; SUMO ligase activity. The coding region runs from base 1 to 1206 and encodes 401 amino acids. The transcript is spliced from 3 exons. Gene Ontology annotation, biological process: regulation of transcription by RNA polymerase II; protein sumoylation. The record is from RefSeq and is a predicted model, not a curated record. NCBI's taxonomy places the organism in Eukaryota, Metazoa, Chordata, Actinopteri, Lampriformes, Lampridae.